GUUAGCACUGUAUGUCUAUGAAUACUUAUUACAUGUUGGAGCCCAGAAAGCAGCACAGACAUUCCUUUCAGAAAUACGAUGGGAAAAAAACAUAACAUUAGGAGAGCCUCCAGGGUUUCUGCACUCAUGGUGGUGCGUAUUUUGGGACCUUUAUUGUGCCGCACCAGAAAGGAGGGAUACGUGCGAGCACUCUAGUGAAGCAAAAGCAUUUCACGAUUAUGGUUUUGUCAAUUCUGGGUAUGCAGUUAAUGGAAUUGCACACAAUCCCACGGCGCCGAGUCCGCUUGGCCAAAUACCGCCAAAUGAUGGCAUGCCUGGAGGACCUAUGGCUCCAGCAGGCUUUUUUCCUAACUCUCACAUGAGGCCCUCGCCACCACAGCAGCCAGUGUCGCAGCCGUCCCCUCACCCGCAGCCCCCACCCCCUCACAGUCAGAUGCUCCAGAAUCAGCCAUUCAUGUCACCUAGGUAUCCAGGAGGACCAAGGCCUGGAGUGCGUAUGCCCCAACAAGUAGAAUUCAAUCCCCCAGGUGGCGUUCCGGGUCAACCCAUGAUUCCCAAUAAUAUGGACCCAACCAGGCAAGGAGACGGCGGGGAAUUCGUCGGCUGGCAAGGUCCACCUGGGAUGAGUCCAAUGAAUCCCCGGAUGAACGCUCCCAGAGGACAGCCCCUGCCAAUGAAUCCUGGGAAUUAUGGAGGGAUGAGGCCUCCACCCAAUAGUACUAUGGGCCCUGGAGGACCUUCCAUGCCACCUAUGUCCAUGCCUGGCGGUCCUGGUGGUCGGGCGUGGCAACCUAAUACGUCAACAAUGAACUAUUCCUCUGCAUCACCUGGAAGUCAUUAUGGCGGCCCUCCAGUAUCAAGCACAGGGCCUCCAGGUCCAGGAACUCCCAUAAUGCCCAGUCCACAAGAUUCUACAAGUUCCGGUGGAGAAAGCAUGUAUGCAAUGAUGAAGCCAGUUCCUGGUGGAAGCAUACCUGGGUUCCCCAUGGGACCAGGACCUGAAGGGCCAAUGGGAUCUAUGGGACCAGAAAUGGGACCACCAGUCAUGAAUGGAAUGUCAUCUGCAGGUGAUACAUUGGAUGGCAUGAAAAAUUCCCCCGCCAAUGGUCCUGGCACGCCCAGGGAGGAAGGACCUUCGAUAGGUGAUUACGGAAUACCUGGCUAUGGGCAAGAAAAUGACCAAAACGAAUCUGCGGCAAUACUGAAAAUAAAAGAAAGUAUGCAGGAAGAAGCGAAAAGGUUUGAAAAGGACACUCCGGCUGAACAUCCUGAUUAUUUCAUGCAAUAAUUUGUGCUUUGUGCAAAAUACAUCAAAACAUGUAAAACUACUGUCAAAAGCAAAAACUGUACCAUAACAAGGCCCCAAAAGUGAGAGCAUUUUCUUCCAAUGUGUUCUUACAGAUUAUCAAGACUAAAUAAAUUAUAUACUAUAUAAAAAAUAAUGCUAUAGUGUGAAAAAAAAUGAACAAGGCCACCUGUUUUGCAUAUUUCCACAUCCCAUUGUAUAGAUAAGUUUUGCUUUCAUCAUCUGCACCUUGCCCAGUCAUUUAGUGUGAGCUCAUUUGAAGCUGAAAUUUAAGAAAAAGCAUCACGAAAUUUAAAUACUCAUUUGACACCACAGGAUAUAAUAUCUUUAUAGAGAAUGUAAUAUAAACACAAUUGUAAUAUUAAACAACAAGAGUGAAUAUAUAUGUAUUUUUAUUGCUGAUCAGAGUCAUCUGAAACUAAGUACAAGACUGAUUGUAUAGUACCUUCAUCAAACGAACAUUUUUCCGGAUCUGGUGGUCCUGUGAAUGUGGGGCAUAUCUGUACAGCGAUGCGAAUUUAAAUGCUAUGCAAGACCAAAGUGUCAUUCUCCUUCAACGAGAAAAACUUAAAAGGCUGUGUGUUUUUACAGACAUUUUACAAGACUGUUACUAAAUACAGUGUUUGUUACCUGGGGAACAAGUUUUUGUGUAAAAUAUAAACAUUGGUGAGCCACUCUUUUUUUUUUUUUCAUGUGUAAUGUCACCACUCUCAGUAUUGUUAUCUAUUGGUCAUAUCAACACUACAACUUUCAUUCUAGUUGAACAGAAAACAAAAAAGGCAUUUAUCGAAUGUUCGACCACAAAGACCAAAAAUCAACUAUUGAACAAAUGAAAUUAUAUUGUGAAAAUUUUACAGCUUGUAUUUUGUGAUUUUAUCCUUACAUUCAAUUUUAAUUUUUAAAAAUGUUUUGUUUUUCCACCUUUUCUUACUUCUCAAAAUAUUUCCCUCCUUUUUGCAGGAAUAUUUUAACAUUUUAGAAUUACAAUUUGUCUAUUCCAUUGCUUUUUUUUUUUUUUUUUGUACAAGUGUUAUUUCAUAUGUGAUUUACGGAGAGUUAGACUAAUGGCAUAUUCAAACAGAGAGAAACAUCUAUAUCCCCCUCUACACCCCAAAUGCCCUAUAAAAAGAGCAAGAAAAUGCAGUUUCCUUUAAACACUUAAUAAUUUCAAAGUUGAUGAGCAAUUGAACCUUUUUAUACUAAUAACGUGUUUAGUACAGUCUGAAACAGUCUAGUUUAGUCUGUCCUCAAUCCAGAAAAAAAAGUUCAUUACACAUAAAACUGGUAAUGAAAGUUACUUAAAAUGUGGUUUCAAUGCAAUUUUGAACAAUUUUGUCAUUUACCAUUUACCACAUAAAAGACACAAUUGUUCUAAGUAAAAACCAACCAACGUACUUGCUUUGUAAAAAAACAAGGAAGUUCUUGAAAUAGAGUUCCUGCCAUUCAUGUGAUAAACAAUAAACACAACAUGCAUUUUUAACGAAAGAAAAAUGCAAAAUAAUUAUGAUUGGAUGGAGUUAGAAUUUUUUUAAAUUUCCCUCCAUAGAAUGAAUUAAUUUUAGUUAUUUAUACUUUUUUCAAAGAAAAAUAUUUUAAAAAAAUCUGAUCAUUGCUGAAAUUUUAUUAAAUACAGAAAUUUACAUAGUACAAUUUUUGCUUUAACCUAGAGGUCAGACUGUGCUUAUGUGAUAUGAAUGACUAUGUACAAAUGUAGUAAGUGACUUUUUUUCUUUUUUACUGAAAUUAGGUUAGUGAAUUUGAGGGUUUCAUGCUAACCAUUUGAAAUUUAUUGCUAUUGUUAACUUCUUUUGAAGUUUGAAUACAAUAGUAAAAUUUCAGAAUUGUGUAUUUAUAUCUUUAUGCAACAUUAAACUUAAAAAAGCUCUGCUAAAACAUUGACAAAAGUCACCACCUUCCCAGUAUAAAUUUUUUGGAUAUGCCAUUGAAUCUGACUCGACUGUUUGGCAAUUUCACAGUAUUAGAUGUAUCAUGGUUACACAAAACACUCUACAAAGACUCCAAAUAAUGUUGCAUUCUUUUUUUAUUGCAUGAAAUUUACUAGGAACUUUUAUAUAAUUCAAUUAAGUUUUGAAUAUUUCCACAAACAACAGUUAACUAAUUUCUUUUGCUCAAUUACUGAUGUACCUCAUAAGAUGCAUCUGUUACUAAGCCAAAGAAUAUUAUUUUAAUUAAGCAGUAAGUUACCACCUUUAAGACAGGGCUAAAACUUAUUGACAAGUUGAACUACGCCAAUUAUGCAGACUUUUGGUGGUGUGCGAAAUUUGUUUUCAAUUCAUUGGCCCUCUUGGCUUCAGUGAGAGGACAUCUGCCUCCAGCUCAGUUAUGGUAUAUUCCAGACUAAAGAACCCCUAACAAGGACAAAACUACUGUAUCUGAAUGGCAUAACCAGGCUGUCUGCAUAUUGCAUGUAUUAUUUAAAUGUUUCUGGGUACCUUCAAAAUUUAAUAACAUUACUAGCUGCGUCGCCCGGCUUUGCAUGGUCUACCUUGAAAGUUAAAGUUAUGACAAGUGACGCACACAUAGUUCAACAAUUACGCUUAAACGAAAAAAAAUCAGUAAAAUUUUGCGGCAGAUUCCGGAAAUAUAACCAAAAA
Uloborus diversus is the source of this 3921-nucleotide messenger RNA. It is a transcript of the gene Ssdp, whose product is annotated as single-stranded DNA-binding protein 3-like. The record is from RefSeq and is a predicted model, not a curated record. Gene Ontology annotation, molecular function: protein binding; single-stranded DNA binding. Lineage: Eukaryota; Metazoa; Arthropoda; Arachnida; Araneae; Uloboridae. Gene Ontology annotation, cellular component: nucleus. Gene Ontology annotation, biological process: positive regulation of transcription by RNA polymerase II.